This is a messenger RNA of Misgurnus anguillicaudatus (oriental weatherfish), 8726 nucleotides long. The record is from RefSeq and is a predicted model, not a curated record. Lineage: Eukaryota; Metazoa; Chordata; Actinopteri; Cypriniformes; Cobitidae.
GUAGUAGUAGUGCCAACUAAGAUGUAUCUCCCCCCUUCACAAAGAAAUGGUACAUCCCUAGCUUAUCACCCGGCAAUCAAUCAACACAAGAGAAACAACCACAACACACCAAGCAUCUUACUCAAAACCAUGGACUUAUUUUGUUAUCCGACACAAUACACUUUUUUAAAUCUAAGGAGGCAAAUAAUUAACUUUCUACCGACUGGGGGCAAUUUUUGAAGCUUUAAACAAAAUGAAGACGUAUCAACUUUAAGCAAGUUGCACCGCGAGUCCAGCAACCAGCACCGUGUCGCACAAAGACGCAUCAGCCGAGAUGAAGCACUGUGAGCCAGACGCGUUUCCCUUCGUCUCCCCCGCGGAUUUAUGAAUCGGCUCGUGGUUCGACCCUUCUCCUGGCUUUUGUAUUUCGGUGUUUCUUGGACAGUUUACACUCUAAUCGUACGCGAUUAUGUCUGAUCCAAGUUACUGGAGCGCUGUGCCUGGCAGUAGCAAAGCUCAUUUUGUGACUGGUGCGAUGCUCAAGCGAUCAAAAAGCUGUCGCAGCAGUAAUAGAAAGAGCCUUGGUGUUGGAACGCCGUCACCAACCCGCCCUCUCUCACCUCUCUCUGCCCACACAGCAGCAAGCAGCCCUCUGGACAGCCCACGAAAUGUGUCCACUGCUAUUUGCUCCCUCAACUUCCCCUUCGCCCGCAGCCACCUGGCUCGAGCUGACAGAGCAGAAGGUAGAAGGUGGUCGUUGGCUUCACUUCCAUCCUCUGGUUAUGGGACCAAUCCUCCUAGCUCAACUGUCUCAUCGUCGUCUUCGUCUCAAGAACGACUCCACCAGCUUCCAUACCAGCCUACACAGGACGAGCUUCAUUUCCUUUUCAGACACUUCCGAAGUUCUGAAAGCAUGACUGAUGAAGAUGGGCGGCCCUCCACAUUAUUGCGACCUCGGUCACGUAGCCUCAGUCCUGGACGAACAGGUGGCUCAUUCGAUAAUGAAAUUAUAAUGAUGAACCAUGUCUACAAGGAGCGCUUUCCAAAGGCGACUGCUCAAAUGGAGGAGCGUUUGUUUGACAUCAUCAGACACUGUUCUCCAGACAGCAUGCUACCGCUGGGCGAUGGAGUUUUGGGAUUUAUUCAGCACCAGCUUGCAGAGUUGGCCAGAGACUGUCUGGAUAAAUCCCAGAACGGUCUCAUUACAUCUCUGUACUUCAUAGAGCUGCAGGAUAAACUGGAAAAGUUGCUGCACGAGGCUUUGGAGCGCUCGGAGAGCGAAGAGGUUUCAGUUAUCACUCAACUUGUGAAAAAGAUCCUGAUUAUCAUCUCACGCCCUGCACGACUGUUGGAGUGUCUGGAGUUUGACCCUGAGGAGUUUUACCAUCUACUAGAGGCAGCAGAAGGUCACGCGAAGGUUGGCCAGGGCAUCAAAACUGACAUUCCCAGAUAUAUCAUCAGUCAGCUGGGUCUUAACCGAGAUCCCCUUGAUGAAGUCGUUCAGUUAGAAGAGCAGUAUGAUUCAGGUCCCACACUGACGAUUGAUUCCGAAGAAUCUGCAGAGCAAACUAAAUCAGUACCGACACCAGCACGCAGGAAACCUCUGGAGAGUGAUUUUGAGACCAUUAAACUCAUCAGUAAUGGGGCUUAUGGGGCCGUGUAUCUGGUAAGGCAUAAAGAAACUCGCCAGCGAUUCGCAAUGAAAAAGAUCAACAGACAAAACCUGAUUCUGCGAAACCAGAUACAGCAGGCGUUUGUGGAGCGAGACAUCCUGACGUUUGCAGAAAACCCCUUUGUAGUUAGCAUGUUUUGCUCCUUCGAGACACGCAGACACCUGUGCAUGGUCAUCGAGUAUGUAGAAGGUGGAGACUGUGCCACGCUGCUGAAGAAUAUGGGACCACUUCCUGUGGACAUGACCAGGAUGUACUUCGCAGAGACGGUCCUUGCACUCGAGUACCUCCACAGUUAUGGCAUCGUGCACAGAGAUCUCAAACCAGACAAUCUCUUAAUUACGUCAAUGGGGCAUAUUAAACUCACUGACUUUGGCCUCUCCAAAAUCGGCCUCAUGAAUAUGACCACCAAUCUGUAUGAAGGCCACAUAGAGAAGGACACCAGGGAGUUCAUUGACAAGCAGGUUUGUGGCACUCCGGAGUACAUCGCACCAGAAGUGAUUCUGCGACAGGGCUAUGGUAAACCUGUGGAUUGGUGGGCUAUGGGGAUCAUCCUGUACGAGUUCCUGGUGGGAUGCGUUCCUUUCUUUGGAGACACACCCGAAGAGCUGUUUGGACAGGUGGUGAGCGAUGAGAUUAUCUGGCCAGAUGGAGAUGAUGCCCUUCCUGUAGAUGCCCAAGACAUGAUCACACGAUUACUAAAGCAAAGCCCGCUGGAGAGACUUGGAACAGGCGGAGCUCCAGAGGUGAAGCAGCACAUGUUUUUCAAUGGACUGGACUGGAACGGACUCCUGCGUCAGAAGGCCGAAUUCAUCCCUCAGCUGGAGGCAGAUGAUGACACAAGUUAUUUUGACACUCGAUCUGAACGCUAUCACCAUUUGGCUUCAGAUGAGGAUGAUGAAACUAACGAUGAAGAGUCUUCCCUUGAAAUACGCAGAUUUUCAUCUUGGUCAAAUCGGUUUAGCAAGGUGUAUAGCAGCACCGAGCAUCUGGCCACCCCAUCCAACCUGAGUUUCUCCUCUGACCGCAGUCAUAGUGAGGAGAUAGAGGACCGAGCAGAAGGGAGAGACGCUAACUGCCCUGGAGAGAUCCAAUGGCAGGCCUCCACCUCAGACAAGAGACUCUCUGCUCAGAGAGCUGGCCUGCGCCCUCGAGCUUCCUCCAGCUCCUCUCAGCCCGAGCGUGCUGUCAGCCCUCUAGUGGCGAGCAGCACACACAGUCUGGAGGCUAUGCCCAGAUUCGCCCUGUCCACAGAUGAUGAGGCUGAGGUUGUCGUAUCCAACCUGCGACGAAUCAGACUACGUAGCAACAGCACAGGAACAAAACACUCGUCGCCAAGGGAACAAGGAAGUCCUCCGUGCUUUGGGAACCAGUUGGAGACGCCCGAUAGGCAGCGUCUCUCACCAGGACGCAAAGUCCCCAAGUCUGCGUCAGUGUCCACCCUCUCGCUCAUCAUCACGCCAGAUGAUGGAAGUGGCAGCCUGCACGCACGCUCCAUCUCGCCCCGAUCAUUUUCCUCUAACCCAUCAUCUCGAGACUCCUCCCCCAACCGUGACCUGUCGCUCAGCAUCAGCAGGCUCCGCCCCCCAAUCAUCAUCCACAGCUCUGGAAAGAAAUUCGGCUUCACCCUGCAGACCAUUCGUGUUUACAUGGGCACCAGUGAUAUUUACACAAUACACCACAUGGUCUCGGGUGUGGAGGAGAGCAGUCCGGCUCAUGAAGCUGGCCUGCGAGCGGGAGAUCUGAUCACACAUGUGAAUGGAGAGUCUGUACAGGGUCUGGUGCACACAGAUAUGAUGGAGCUGCUGUUGAAGAGUGGGAACCAGGUGUCCCUUCAGACUAUCGCCCUUGAGGACACGUCUAUAAAGGUCGGGCCGGCACGCAAGAGCAGCUGUAAAGGAAAAAUGGCCCGACGCUGUAAGAGAAGCAGAUGGAAGGACAGUCAAGAUCGGAGGCGCGGCGUGUUGAAAAAGCUGUCUAAACAGAGCACAGUCAUGCAUAGCAGUCGCAGUUUCUCCUCUGGUCUGCAUCACUCUGUGUCGUCCAGCGAGAGUCUGCCGGGAUCUCCCACCCACAGUCUUUCCUCCGGACCCACCACACCUUGCCGAAGCCCUGUUCCAGAUCAUGCAGUCGAUGCCGGCCUUUCCCAAAACGCGCCUCCUUGUUCCAGCUCUCCGAGUUCAACGGCGGUCCAGAUGCGACCCAGCUCACUGCACGGCCUCGGGUCAAAACUUGCCAACCAGCGCUACAGCACUAAAGUAGUGAGACGGAAGUCCACCAGCAGCAUCCCGCCCUCUCCCCUGGCAUGUACGUCCUCGCAGCAGGCCCUAUCCCCCCAGCGCUCCCCCUCCCCCCUUCCCAGCAUCUCCAAAACCCUUCACCACUCCUUCCAUGGCAAGACCCUCUCGCCCCCCACGAUCAUCCGGCAUGUGGUCAGACCCCGAAGUGCGGAACCUCCACGUUCCCCCCUGCUGAAGAGAGUCCAAUCCGCCGAAAAACUAUCGGGGGCCUUAUACGCUGACAAAAAGCCGCACGCACCCCGCAGGCACACGCUGGAGGUCCCUCACGGCGAGAUGGACGUUCCCGGGGAAGCUGAAACGGAGACGGCGUACGCGUUGGAUCACGGCAGGCUCGGUGGGUACUUGUGCGGGCAACGAUUGAGAGACUGGUCCGGCGAGCGCAUGGAGCAGAUUGUGGUAAUGCGUAAACUGAAUCUAUCCGAGCGCCGGGAUUCCUUUAAGAAGCAGGAAGCUGUACAGGAAGUGAGCUUUGAUGAGCCGGAUGACAGGGCGCCGCAGAGUUCAGCGCAGAACGACGCACGGCCCAAUCAGCAGACUGAGUGGAUGAUGGGCAGUAUGCAGUCAGAGGAGGAGUGCGAGGUAAGGAGGAACCCGCUGGUUCCCCAAAUUGCCGUGCAGGGAUCUGAAAGUGAAGAGGCAGAUGAAUGGCAGCUUUGUUCAGAUGAGGAGGAUGAGGAAGAGGCGGAUGAAAAAGGAAACAUCUCACAGACUCUGAGUCAGGAUGACCCUCGGGCUCACAGCAUGGACGGGGACGCCCAAUUCUCCUCAGCAGCCCUGCAUGAGCCCACUGAGACGAAUACAGAUGCAUCCAAGCCAGAAAAACGAAAAGGGCAAAUUGAAAGAGAGAUAAACAAGUGAAAGUCUGUUAUCGCAGGGCUUCAUCUGCUCUGGCGUCUCGUGCACCUGCUGAGACCAUUUGUGUGAUUUGUUACCACGCAGAAUUCAAACGGUUACAGAGAGAGGAUGCUUUAUUUUGUUACAUGUAAAGUGAAGUAAGCUAGUCUUAAGCAGGGAAUAUUUGUUUUUUGUUUUUUUUAUUUAUUGGAGAGAUGUACUCUCAAGCAAAAAAAGAAAACGCUGUGGUUGCUGCUGAGGAGGGACAUUGAAUUACUUAAUUUUUUAUGAAAAGGCUUAAAUCCGUUUAAUCUUUCAAGAGCUCAAGCUCUUCAUUUUUGCACAGACGCUGCGUCUAUCUUAAAAGCUGCAAGUUUAAAUGGUAUUCGAAUUUAAUUUAAAUACUGUGGAUUAGGGCUGCAAAACGAUUAAUCGUGACUAAUCGUUUGCAGAAUAAAAGUUUACGUUUAAAUCAUAUAUGUAUGUGUGUGUGUACUGUGUAUAAUAAUUAUGUAUGUAUAUACAUAUAUACAAAUACACACACAUGCAAGUAUAUAUUUAAGAAAUGUGUAGAUGUGUAUAUACAUUUUUAUAUUUAUAUAUAAUUCAUAUUAUAUAUAAAUAUUUAGUACAUAAAUAUUUAUUUUUAUUAUACAUGCAUGUGUGUGUAUUUAUAUAUACAGUACAUAAUUGUUAUACACAGUACACACACAUAUGAUGUAAACAAAAACUUUUAUUCUGCAAAUGAUUAGUCGCGAUUGUUCAUUUUGAAGCCCUACUGUGGAUUAUUAUGACAAAGACCAUGUGACAGAGUUAAGAGAGCAUUUUUUAAAAAAAGUAUAGAUGAUUAAAAUAGUGUGUCUACUAUUUGGGCUUAAAGAGAUACUUCAGCUUUAAAGGAUUAGUAAAUUUUCUUUAAAAAAAACAGAUAAUGUACUCUCUACCAUGUCAUCCAAAAUGUUGAUGUCUUUCUUUGUUCAGUCGAGAAGAAAUUAUGUUUUUUUGAGGAAAACAUUCCAGGAUUUUUCUCAUUUUAAUGGACUUCAAUGGACCCCAACACUUUACAGUUUUAAUGCAGUUUAAAAUUUCAGUUUCAAAGGACUCUAAACGAUCUCUUAUCUAGCAAAACGUUUGUCAUUUUUGACAAGAAAAAUAAAAAAUCAAGAGGUCACGGAUGACGUAUCGAAACUCCGCCCCAGUGUUUACAAGUGUGAAGAAAGAGGACCGUUCCAAUGUUGUUGUAUGUCGAAUGAUAUUAAUUAAUGUCUUUGUGUCAGUUUAUUGUUUAAAAUGGUCUGCAAAUGGCGCGUCACACAGCUGGAGGAAGAAGAAAAGGUUUAAAAGUGCAUAUUUUUUAUCGUUUCGCUAUAGAUAAGACCCUUAUGCCUCGUUGGAGAAUGUUUAGAGUCCUUUGAAUCUGCAAUUUUAAACUGCAUAAGUGUUGGGGUCCAUUAAAAUGAGAAAAAUCCUGGAAUGUUUUCCUCAAAAAACUUUUUUUUCUCGACUGAACAAAGAAAGACAUCAACAUUUUUUAUGACAUGGUGGUGAGUAAAUUAUGUGGAUUUUUUUUUUUAAGAAAAUUGACUAAUUCUUUAAUAUCAAAAUUACUCCAUGAUUUACUCACCGUCAGACAAUCUGAGAUGCAUAUGUCCAUCAUCUUUCAGACGAACACAUUAUUUUAGUAAAUGUCCUUGCUUUUCCAAGCUUAUAAUGGUAGAAAACAGGGAUCAGGUCAACAACUUCUGACUUUAAACACCAAAAAAGUGCAUCCAUCCUUCACAGAAGUUAUCCACACAGCUCCAAUUGGAUAAUAAACAUCUUCUGCAUGUAAUCGAUGUGAUUAUGUAAGAAAAAUGUCCAUAUUUUAAACUUUAUAUAGCCUACUAUAAUAAUUAGCUUCCGGUAACGGCGCCAUCUUGGGUAGCGCUCGUUGCCAUGGGUACGUUGUGCAGUGAAUGGCAUAAGCUCAAGAUCCCAUUCAAGAUUAUAGUUUAUUAAGUUUAAAAUAUGGACAUUUUAUGUGCAUCACAUCGAUUACCCACAAAAGACUUUUAUUAACCGAUUGGAGCCGUGUGGAUUACUUCUGUGAAUGCACUUUUUUGGGGUUUAAAGUAAGUCAUAAGUUGUUCCCUGAUCCCUGUUUUCUCCCAUUAUAAGCUUGGAAAAGCAAGGAUAUUUACUUAAAUAAUGGGUUUGUCUGAAGAUGAUGGACAUGUGUAUCUCAGAUUGCUUGAGGGUAAAUCAUGAGGUAAUUUUGAUAUUUGGCUGGAGUAUUGCUUUAAUGUGGGAACUCCACAAAUCAUUAAAAGUUGUACUGCAAAUUGGCCCAAAAGUGUCCAAAAAAGGUGAUCAGUUUUACACCAUAUAUUUUACUUUUUUAAUAUGGAUUUGUUUUAAAAGUAAAAGUCUCUUCUUAAAGGGAUAGUUCACCCAAAAAUGUAAUUUCUUUGUUCUGUUGAACACAAAGGAAGAUAUUUGUAAUCAAACAGGAAACACUAAUGACUUACAGAAGAGUAGAGAAAAACGGUGUAGUUACAGACAUUGCUCAAAAUAUCUUUCAAAGAAAUUUAAAAACAAAUUUUCAUUUUGGACGGUGAACGAUCCCUUUAAUGCUUCUUGUUGAAGUGCAAAUGUUUUGUUGAUUUAAAUUUAGCAGUUGCAUUUCACGUCUUAGAUUUGUGAAUUGGUAAAAAUUUACUUUUGCGACCAAAAUAUUUUGUAAAUUCUUUACACUAUUUUUCAUCACACCAAAGUUGCAUUUCCCCCUCAAAAUCAUUUAUGUACUUAAGUUUAUUUGAUAUCUUUUAAAAAAUCAAACGUUCACGGGUGCUAAGAUGAACAGUUUCACAGACACUGAAUUCUGAUGUCAUACCUGAAGCUGCAGUCAUUCACAUCAGCUGAAACUCACUGCAUCAUAGUCUUCAAUGGAGUUCUCACAAGCUUUUGUACCUGAAUUAAUGAUGUUUACAUUUUUUAUACAUUUGGAUUUCUACUGUGCGAAUGGAUCUGUAUGACCACUGUUCUUAUGUUCUUGACAAAUCUGUGCAGAACUGGAGGUGAUGGGUAGAUGUAUUGUUAUGUUCAAGUUAAGAGUGAAGGCUUUUUGUUAUUAGACCGAUCAGAAUAGAUGUUUUUAUAUGAAUUAUAUGCAUGAUCUGCUUCCAAAACACAAAUAGUUAUACAUUUUCAGGGUGUAAGGUUUGUUUCUUUAUGAUGUUUGUUUGGGCCUAAAACGGGACAGUGUUUUUAUUGCACAUAUAAGCUGCAUGAGAAGAUGCAUUGGAUGUCAUUUUGUCAGGACUUGAUGCUGUUUAUUUAUUUUAAAUCUGUGGCACAUGUUCAACAAUACAUUUCUUGUCUGUUUUUGAGUUUUUUUGUUAAAUGCGACCGUUUCGGAUCCUUCUUUGUGCAACUUUAGGCUGCUGUAUUCGCAAGCUAAUUUGUAGAUUUUUUAAUAGGAUGUAUUUUUUAUAUUUGAAUGUCAGACAAUCGUUUGCAUGCUGCAUGUUAAGUGAAUACACGGUGAGCGUUGGCAUGGCAACGUGAGUGCAAUAUGUGUUCAGUGGUUAAGUAUAACCAACUCUUUGAAUUACAGUAAUGUGAUUAAAAGCUUAAUGUCAUGCAGACCCUGUUGUGACAUCUUAUCCCUCUGGAAUCACAGACUUCUGUGGAUGAAGUGUUUGCUGUCUACAAUACUGUUAAAAACCACUCUAAACCUGUUUAGACAGGACUGUCUGACACACCCACUGUUGUUACAUUCACAGCAGUGAGAUAUCCAUCAUCUUUAUAUUCUCUUGUGCUUUCUUCCAUUUUUCAGAAGUGUCAAGAAUUAUUCAUUCUUGGUCUGUGUUUGUAAAAAAAAGUUUUUAUAAAUAUUUUUUAAUAUUGUUAUAACUGUUUGUCUUACGUUUUGUAAUAAACCAUUCACUGAUUUAAGAGGGAA